This is a messenger RNA of Manihot esculenta (cassava), 1847 nucleotides long. RefSeq names its product pentatricopeptide repeat-containing protein At3g22670, mitochondrial. Bases 102 to 1748 code for a protein of 548 amino acids. The record is from RefSeq and is a predicted model, not a curated record. Gene Ontology annotation, molecular function: protein binding. Lineage: Eukaryota; Viridiplantae; Streptophyta; Magnoliopsida; Malpighiales; Euphorbiaceae. The transcript has a single exon.
CAAGGCUAUGUAGGUUACUCUCCGCUUAAAUAGCUUCUCUUUUCCGCCAAAUCUUUUCAUUUCUCUGUUUUGCUGUGAAUCUUCCUGUGUCUCAUAAGGAAAUGCCUCCAAAGCAGCAAAUUCACAAGCUCGUUCAAAUAUUCUCCUCCCCCAAAACCCCCCAAACCAACUCCUUAAUACCUAAACCUCUUCGGACACCUCUCCCUCCUGCCUCUUCCGACACGGCCGAGUUACCUGAUCUCCCAACUUGGCUCCGCCACAAAGAAAACCCAGAAAUCACCGAUCACAAUGAUGACGAUUUUGUUAUUCCUUCAGUAGCCGAAUGGAUUCAGAAUUCCAACGUUGGAAACUUCAAUCAGGUUGGCAGUCACUUGCUGUUUGAAUCAGAAGUUAGUGAUAUCGAGAAAGUGAGCGAAAUCCUAAAGAAACACUACCCAUCAACGGAUAGUGUCGUUCAAGGGUUGAAUGAAUGCGGUGUUAAUGCCACUAACACUUUGAUUUCACAACUUUUGAAGAGGUUUAGCAAUGACUGGGUUCUGGCUUUUGGGGUGUUCACUUGGGCAAAGAAUCAAACAGGUUAUACGCAUACAUCCGAGUUGUAUGAUUCCAUGGUUGAUAUAUUGGGGAAGCGCAAGCAGUUCAAUCUCAUGUGGGAAUUAGUUAAGGAAAUGGAGAAGUUGAAAGGGUAUAUUACAUUGGUUACAAUGGGCAAGGUGAUGAGACGACUUGCUAGAGCUGGCCAGCAUGAAGAUGCUAUCGAGGUAUUUAGAGGAAUGGAAAAGUUUGGUGUAAGUAAAGACAUAGAAGCAUUGAAUAUACUAAUGGAUGCAUUGAUUAAGGCGGGAAGCGUUGAGAAUGCUCAUAGCGUGUUUAUGGAGUUUAAGGAUUGUAUACCUGCAGAUUCCCAUAGUUUCAAUGUUUUGAUACAUGGGUAUUGCAAAGCAAGAAAAUUAGAUGAUGCAAAAAAGACUAUGGAAGAAAUGGAGAAACAUGGGUUUCAACCUGACGUUGUUUCAUACACUAGUUUCAUUGAAUCAUAUUGCAAAUCCAAAGAUUUUCGAAAUGCCAAUGCAAUUUUAGAUGAGAUGCAAGAAAAAGGUUGCAAGCCUAACGUGGUUACAUAUACCAUCAUCAUGCUUGCUUUGGGGAAAGCAAAGCAAGUAAAUGAAGCCUUGGAGGUUUAUGAUAAAAUGAAAAGAAAUGACUGUGUGCCUGAUGCUUCAUUUUAUAGCUCUUUGAUUUUUGUCUUAAGUCAGUCUGGAAGGCUCAAGGACUCUUGGGAUAUUUUUGAGGAUAUGAAAAAACAAGGUAUUCAUCGAGAUUGGUUGACUUAUAAAACCAUGAUCGCUUCUGCUUGUAGUCAUUUGCAAGAAGAGAAUGCAUUGAAGUUGCUUCAAAGAAUGGAGGAGGAUUCAUGCAAGCCAGAUAUACAGAUAUAUGCACCUUUACUGAAGAUGUGCUGCAGGAAGAAGAGAAUGAAGGUACUCAAGUUUCUGUUGGAUCACAUGUUUAAGAACAAUGUCAGUAUCGAUCUUGGUACAUACACGCUUCUGGUGCGUGGAUUAUGUAAGAGUGGGAAGCUUGAACAUGCUUCCUCCUUCUUUGAAGAAGCUGUAUUGAAGGGAAUGAUUCCUAAAGAUGGGACAUACAAGAUUUUGGUGGAGGAACUUGAGCAAAAUAACAUGACUGAAGCCAAGGAAAGGAUUCAGAAGCUGAUGUUACAGGCUAAAGGGCAAAAUCCAAUCUAGCCAAGGCUUAAAAGAUGCGCAUUGGCAGUGGCCUAAUGAUCAACGAAGCUUAAACCUUUGUAUGUUUUAUAAUUUGGUUCAAGUAUUUGAAUUUAGCAA